AUGAAGUUCCUUCAUCUCUUACCAUAUCUAGCUCUGGCAGCUGCUGUUCCUAUACAACAUGCUGCAGAGGGUGUAGCGUCUCUCGCCAAGCGCCAGCUAAGCACAACACGAAAUGAACUCGAAUUAGGGAGCUCAUCUGCCUGCCCCCGAGUUAUCUUUAUUUUUGCUCGUGCCUCUACAGAAAUUGGUAACAUGGGAGCAUCUGCUGGUCCAGCCGUCGCGAACGCUCUUGAGAGCCAUUAUGGUGCCUCUCAAGUGUGGGUUCAGGGCGUUGGCAGCCCGUACACCGCUGACUUGGCUUCGAACUUUCUCCCUGGGGGGACGAGUCAGGCCGCCAUCAACGAGGCAAAGCGUCUCUUUAAUGAGGCAAACCAGAAAUGCCCUAACUCAGCAAUCGUUGCAGGUGGCUACAGUCAAGGUACUGCGGUCAUGUCGGGUUCUAUUUCCGGCCUGAGUUCCACCGUUCAAAACCAGAUCAAAGGUGUUGUACUCUUUGGAUACACGCAAAACUUCCAAAAUGGGGGCGGCAUACCAAACUUCCCGAGCUCUAAGCUUGACGUUUUCUGUGCAGCAACUGAUGCAGUUUGUUACGGCACCUUGUUUAUUCUCCCUGCGCACUUUCUGUAUAUAGAUGAAGCAGCUGAUGAGGCCCCCGAUUUUCUUAUCAACCGGAUCGGUUAG
Molecule: messenger RNA, 681 nt
Organism: Trichoderma breve
Lineage: Eukaryota; Fungi; Ascomycota; Sordariomycetes; Hypocreales; Hypocreaceae
Product: cutinase domain-containing protein
Exons: 3
Coding region: 1-681 (226 amino acids)
Biological process (GO): carbohydrate catabolic process
Cellular component (GO): extracellular region
Molecular function (GO): cutinase activity
Source: RefSeq, a predicted model, not a curated record